AAAGAAAACAACAAAAUUCAGGAUCACAGAAGAAGUGGAAGAACUUCAACGCCAUCUUGUUCUUCCUCUUCUUCAUCAACAUCAACACCAUUAUCAGCAUCAUCAUCAUCAACCAUUUGUGCGUGUCCUUCCUCAAACAGAUUAAGAUGGGUGAUGUGGUUUCCAAACAGAUUGAGAGGCGCAGAGCAAUUCAAACACAAAAGAAAACUCUUAAUGAUCUCAUGAGAGUCGAAGGUGAAGACUAUCCAGGUUCUGAUUACUUCCUCAUAAACAGGAAAACAUGGAUGCAUGAUCUCAACCCAGAAAAGCUUCAAAUCAAGAAGAUAGUUUGGCCUGGAACCCAUGAUUCUGCAACCGACAAGAUUGGAAUCCCAUUCAUCACUCGCCCUUUUGCUCAAUGCCAAUCUGACUCCAUAUACGAACAACUUUUGAUGGGGACACGCGUUUUAGACAUAAGAGUGCAGAAGGAUAGAAAGGUAUGCCAUGGAAUUCUAACAACUUACAGUGUAGAUAUUGUCCUUAAUGAUAUCAACAAGUUCUUGUCUGAAACCGAGUCAGAGAUCAUAAUCCUUGAAGUUAGAACAGAAUAUGGACAUGAAGAUCCUCCAGAGUUUGACAAGUAUCUAGAGGAAAAACUAGGGGAUUACCUUAUACCAAAUGAUGAAAAAGUUUUUGAUAAAACCAUUGGAGAAGUGCUACCAAAGAGGGUUAUUUGUGUUUGGAAGCCAAGAAAAUUGCCAAAGCCUGAAGCUGGUAGCAUGCUGUGGAGUGAAGGGUAUUUGAAGGAUAAUUGGAUCAACACUGAUUUGCCAGAAACAAAGUUUGAAAGCAACUUGGAUUAUUUGAGCAAACAAGAACCUGUGAAUACUAGAAAGUACUUUUAUAGGGUGGAGAACACGGUUACUCCGGUGCCGGAUAACCCCAUCGUGUGUGUGAAACCAGUGACUGAAAGGAUUCAUGCUUUUGCAAGGCUAUUCAUCUCUCAAUGUUUCACCAAACAGAUUGGUGAUAGGUUGCAGAUUUUCUCUACAGAUUUUAUAGAUGAGGACUUUGUUGGUGCUUGUGUUGGACUCACAUAUGCAAGGGUUAAGGGUAUUGCAUGAAACAAGUUCUGUUAUGUUUUUCUUCAUGUGUUGAUGAUUGAUGAUGUGUGUUAUCCUUCUAGCUUUUUUUAAUUGUACAGAUUUAUUUGUAUUUCAUUUUAAGUUAUGAUGUAAGGUGAAAAAUGGAUGUGUAAUUUAAUUCCCAUGAAGAAAACCAGAAAUAUCAGAGGAAUGAAUAUAAUUUAAUUUUA
Molecule: messenger RNA, 1294 nt
Organism: Arachis duranensis
Lineage: Eukaryota; Viridiplantae; Streptophyta; Magnoliopsida; Fabales; Fabaceae
Exons: 1
Coding region: 147-1103 (318 amino acids)
Biological process (GO): lipid metabolic process
Molecular function (GO): phosphoric diester hydrolase activity
Source: RefSeq, a predicted model, not a curated record